AUGGUAUUGCACGAGGGCUGCCUCUUUGAUGCGGGCUUCAUUGUUGCUUUACAUUACCGCACGGUUUGCGAAGUACGAAGUACGGAGCUCCUAUACGGGUACAGUGCAGUGCUGUGCUGCAUCACGAGACAACUUGCAAGACGUACGAGCGAGCAGUUGCAGUCUCGCGACGAGAGCGGGGACGCCGGGGCACAAUGCCAAUGCCAGUGCCAAUGCCACGGAUGCGAUGCGUGCGAGGUGGUGCUGCGACGUCGCCGGCAGCCCGUCGGCGGGAUCGCGGUCGUCGUCACCGGCGGUGAUGAGACGAACUGGACUGACGACGUCACCUCGGCGCAAGGUUCCAGCCACGCGCAGAAAAUAAACUCAACUCGGAGCACGCGCCCCGUGUGGCAGUUAUUGUUGUUGUUGUUGUGCAGUUGCUUGGUUUCUCGAUGCGCUUGUUGGGCACGGGACGGGACCCAGAUGCUGUGCGAUGAAACAUGGGCGACCGGACGGAUUGACCAGUGCAGCGACUCGCGGCGGGGGAAGCACCAUGGGCACGGACCAUCAGGGGUCCUCCCGUCUGUCUCGCUUGCAGGCCAGGCCGCUGCGGCUGCCUCCGAUCAACAGCGCAGGGUCCUUGCUCGCCGUUCCGUCUGUUCUGCAGCACCUGGGUAUGCAGGCGAGAGCUGGUCCGAACCGGGGUUGGAAUGUUCUCCCAAGGCAAGGCACGAGCACUGUUUUACUUCACCGCCGGCUUGUUCGAGCCUAUAA
Purpureocillium lilacinum is the source of this 753-nucleotide messenger RNA. NCBI's taxonomy places the organism in Eukaryota, Fungi, Ascomycota, Sordariomycetes, Hypocreales, Ophiocordycipitaceae. The record is from RefSeq and is a predicted model, not a curated record.